AUGAAUACUGAAAUCGCUUCUUUUUUUGAUAAUCCAGAACUGAUGGCUAAGACUCCGCCUCUUUGGCAGACUCUGAAUCGAGACAUUUACGAUGUAAUUCUUGUAUCAAUCUCUAGAACGACAACAUUGUAUUCCAGUAGGAUUGUUAUAAGAUUGCCAAAAAAUCAAAACAGUUGAAACCAAUAACAAUCUAGUUGGGAAACGAGCAUCUAUAUUACCUCAACAAAGGAACAAUGUAUUAGCUCUAAACUACAGUUGUUAUGAUGAACAUAAUUAAAAAUGAUCAACAUGGUAACAUUAUUAGGUUAUCUCGAAAUGGGAAGUUUAUUGAUCUCAAACUAGACGAUUACACUGCCUUCAAGAAUCUUCUCAAUUACAGAUGUCUCCAAUCCACAUUCCAUGAUGAAUUCGGAGUUACUAAAAUGAUCGGCAAAGGAAGUUUUGCUAAAGUGUAUUUGGCGACAAAAAAAUCUACUGGUAUCAAUUAUGCUGUCAAGGCAUUUAACAAAGAAUUCAUGUUAGAACAAUUUAAAGGAAGGGAAUCAUUGGAAAAUGAAAUUAAGGUGAUGAGAAGAUUGAAUCAAGAAAAUCUAGUAAGACUGCAUGAAGUCUAUGAAACUUAAAAUUCCAUUUAUUUUAUUUUGGAUAUUUUAAAAGGAGGUGAGUUACUAUCUAGAGUCAAAUCCUAGCCAUUGACUGCCCCCAAUCUACAAAAAUUAAUGUAUAAUCUAAUGAAAGCACUCUGCCAUCUACAUUCAAAAAAGUGUAUCCAUCGAGAUUUGAAACCAGAGAACCUGCUACUAAAAGAAAAAGAUAAUGAUACCGAUGUAGUGAUUGCAGACUUUGGAUUAGCCAGUUUUCUCAAUGAAGAUAUCCUAUUUAAGAGAUGUGGAACGCCUGGAUUCGUUGCUCCUGAAAUAUUGAUCUAUAAGGAAGGAGAUCCCUUUUAUGAUGAAAAAUGCGAUGUGUUUAGUGCAGGAGUGAUCUUCUACAUACUCCUAACAGGUAGACAACCCUUCUAAGGAACAGAUUAUAAGGCCAUUCUAAGAGCAAACAAGAAUUGCGAGAUUAAUUACAACCUAAAAUAAAUAUAAACAGUAAUUUCGAUCUCAAUCCUCAUAGGCACCACUAUAAUUAGUAGAUCUAUUGAAGAAGAUGUUAUUUCCAGAACCCAAAGGCAGAGUUUCCUCUGAAGAUUGUCUAAAACAUCCAUACUUCAAGGAGAUCUUCAAGGAACAAGAUUUGAUUGAUGUUCAAGACAGUCUUCGAGAAUACGAAAAGGACUUCGUCUAUGGAUUAGGAAAGCAAUAAGGGUAAUAAUUGUUGUAAAUUGAUUAUAUAGACCUCCAAGUCAGGUUGGAUCAAUGCAAUUACAGCAGAGACAACCUGCUAUGAAUGGGAGAAUUGAUACUAUGGGAUCGUUUUCGAAUGUGUCCAAUAAUGGAUCAGUAACGAGAUUAGAUUAGAAGCCGUAACCUUAGUAAAGCAAAUUUAGUUAAUUCAAUUAGUCAAUGAAGCAGUAACUCAAUCCAGAUGCAAGUAUUUGAUUAGUUUAUAUUAGAUUCGCCGGUGGCUAAGAAGAAUAACUAAUCAGAUUUGAGGAAGACGGCCUUGAAAAAUUCGUUUUAAUAAUAAAUUAAUCAAAUGAGUAAGGAUGAUGAUUGCGUGAAUGAGGAGGCAUCUCAUUUGGAAGAUGCAAUAUCGAAACUUAAUGCAUAGACACCCAAGAUGGGAUUGAAAAAAGCUAGUUCCUAUAAGGUACAAAAAUCAACAAUGGAAUGAGAUAUAUACUAU
Molecule: messenger RNA, 1794 nt
Organism: Paramecium octaurelia
Lineage: Eukaryota; Ciliophora; Oligohymenophorea; Peniculida; Parameciidae
Source: the annotation of a GenBank genome assembly